CCCAGGCAAACCGGCGGACUAUAAGAGGCCUGUGGUCUACUCGCCCAGCUGCCCGGCUUCGAGUCUUCUGCACCUGCACUUCGUCACAAUGAGGACAUCCACCUUCACCGCGCUCCUGACCUCGCUCGCCCUUGCCGUCACGGCAGCCCCUGCCACGGCGGCUGCGGACGAGCAGCCGGUCUCAUACACGGGCUACCAGGUCUUCCGCGUCAAGACGCACGGCCGCGCAGCCGAGGUGCAGGACAAGCUGAGCAGCCUCAACUACGACGAAUGGCACCACGAUUUCCAGACCGUCGACGUUGUCGUCGGCCCCAGCGAGGUCGAUGCCUUCAAGGCUCUGCAGCUCGACUACGUAGUCAUGCACGAGGAUCUAGGCUCUUCCAUCGACGCCGAGGCCGUCACGACGAGCCAGUGGAAGAGCAAGAGCAAGCGCCAGCUCGACGAUGACUCGUGGUUCGACGCCUACCACAACUACGAGGACCACAUCCAGUACUUCCGCAGCCUCCAGUCUGCAUUUGCCAACAACUCGGAGCUUGUCUCGUCGGGAAAGUCGUACCAGGGGCGCGACAUCUACGGCCUGCACCUCUGGGGCGCGGGUGGCCCCGGUAAGCCUGCUGUGCUGUACCACGGAACUGUCCACGCCAGAGAGUGGAUCGCAGCUCCGGUCGUAGAGUACAUCACCCAGCAGCUAAUCAAGAACUACAUUGCGGGAGAUCGGGAGGUCACGUCCACUCUGGACAAAUACGACUUUUACAUUUUCCCCUUUGUAAACCCUGACGGCUUCGUCUACUCCCAAGUGGCAGACCGGUUGUGGCGCAAGAACCGUCAGCCGCCGCCUACCUCGGCGCCCAACCAGACCUGCCUGGGCCGGGACAUCAACCGCAACUGGGAAUUCGGCUGGGACUCGAACCCGCUGGGCGCGUCCACCAACCCGUGCUCGCAGACGUACAAGGGCGUCGCGCCCGCCGACACGCCCGAGAACAAGGGCCUCGACACGUUUGUGCGCAAGAUCCGCGACGCCCAGGGCAUCAAGCUGUUCAUCGACUGGCACAGCUACGGGCAGUACAUCCUCUCCCCGUUUGGGUACAAGGAGACCCUGUACGCGCCCGAGCUGGGCAAGUGGACGAAAGCCGCGGCCAUGGUGAGCGAGGCGAUCCGCGACAGCGACCGCGGGGCCAACGGCGGCAAGACGUACGUCUUUGGCCCCAGCGGCGCCACGCUGUACACCACCACGGGCGCGGCGCCCGACCACGUCUACGCCACCGGGCGGGCCGAGUUCUCGUACACGAUCGAGCUCAGGGACACGGGCAACUUUGGGUUCGUGCUGCCGGCGACCGAGAUCCGGCCGACGGCGCGGGAGAACUGGGCUGGCCAGAAGGUGCUGUGGAGUCUUUUGGACGAGGUCUUCUUUGACGGCCAGGGCCCGGCUAUGUACCAGGCUGCAAUCUAAAGGAUCUUGGCGAUGGCAUGUUCACAUGGAAUGAUAUUUAACCGUGGGACAUGAGCUGGAACUUUCAACCUCAAGCCGGACAGUGAAUCGAAACGUAGAGCCUCACGAGGCGACAACUACGGCCUUU
Molecule: messenger RNA, 1577 nt
Organism: Microdochium trichocladiopsis
Lineage: Eukaryota; Fungi; Ascomycota; Sordariomycetes; Xylariales; Microdochiaceae
Product: zinc carboxypeptidase
Exons: 3
Coding region: 89-1450 (453 amino acids)
Biological process (GO): proteolysis
Molecular function (GO): zinc ion binding; metallocarboxypeptidase activity
Source: RefSeq, a predicted model, not a curated record